Eriocheir sinensis (Chinese mitten crab) is the source of this 2907-nucleotide messenger RNA. RefSeq names its product kynurenine/alpha-aminoadipate aminotransferase, mitochondrial-like. The coding region runs from base 163 to 1455 and encodes 430 amino acids. The transcript has 11 exons. Gene Ontology annotation, molecular function: pyridoxal phosphate binding; L-kynurenine:2-oxoglutarate transaminase activity. Gene Ontology annotation, biological process: biosynthetic process. The record is from RefSeq and is a predicted model, not a curated record. NCBI's taxonomy places the organism in Eukaryota, Metazoa, Arthropoda, Malacostraca, Decapoda, Varunidae.
CUGUGAACGGGGCUUAAGAAGCGAUACAAAGCGGAACAGUUCAAAAGAAGAAGAAGAAGAAGAAGCCCGAGACCCAGACCCAGACCCGAGAUCAGCUGUUCCCACCCGGGCACCCACCCGGCGCCGCCCUCAGCUACCCUGCCACGCCCACGCCUCACCACGAUGAACUACUCCAGGUUUUUGACGCAGCUGUCUCAAAACCGCCAGCCAUCAGUCAUUCGAGAAAUGACCAACCUGCUCACGCAAGCCUCCCCUGACCUGGUGUUCAUGGCCGGAGGUCUUCCCAACGCAAAGUUGUUCCCAUUCCAAGCAGCAUCCAUUACACUGAAGGAUGGCCAUGCCCUCACUAUUCACCCCAAGCUGAUGACAGACUGCCUCCAAUAUGGCCCAACCCCAGGUUACCCACCAUUGGUCAAGCAACUCAAGUCCCUCACUGAACGGCUCCACUCACCCCCAUGCUGGGCUGACUCAGACCUCAUUGUCACAGCUGGCAGCCAGGAUGGGCUGUGCAAGGCCCUGGAAAUGAUGGUGUCUCCUGGAGACUAUGUUGUCACCCAGGAGCCCUGCUACACCGGCACACUCUCCAUACUGAAUCCAUACAAGCCCAAGUAUGUACCUGUGGCUGGAGACCAAGAAGGAAUGAUCCCAGAAGCCUUGAAGACGGCUCUUUCACAGUGGGAGGCGGGGAAAGUCAGAGAAGCAGAGGAGGAUGUCCCAAAGGUGUUAUAUGUGAACCCGAAUGCCUGCAACCCCUCCGGUGUGUCACUGCCAGAGGCGAGGCGCCGGGAGAUCUACAAAAUUGCAUCUGACUACAAUCUCAUCAUUUUGGAGGACGACCCUUACUACUUUGUGCAGUUUGGGGACAUGAAGGACUUUCCACCAAGCUUCCUGAGCAUGGACGUGGACGGGCGGGUGCUCAGAUUUGACUCCUUCUCAAAAGUCCUGAGCUCUGGACUUCGGGUAGGCUAUGUCACAGGACCCAAGGCUCUUGUGCAGAGGAUUGUUCUUCAUGCUCAGGUGUCUAUCCUCCAUGCCCCUGCCAUGUCCCAGGUGUUGAUAAGUGAAUUGCUUGAGCUGUGGGGCGAGGAAGGAUUCUUCAAGCACACCAAGGCAGUUCAGGACUUUUACUUCCAGCAAAGAAAUGCAAUGGUAGCAGCUGCUGAGAAACAUCUGUCUGAUUUGUGUGAAUGGGCUGUUCCAACAGGAGGCAUGUUUCUUUGGCUGAAGGUACCAAAAGUCUUGGACACAUUGGACAUGAUCAUGAAGCGCGCCCUCGCCAAGAAUGUGAUUGUGGUGCCCGGCAAUGCCUUCAUGUGUGACAACGCCAAGCCAUGCCAGUACAUGAGGGCAGCCUUCUCUCUUGUGACACCAGAGAAAAUGGACAAGGGGCUAGAAAAUUUGGCAGAGUUGAUUCGUGAAGAAAUAGCUCAGCAGGAAAGCAUCUCCAGCUCCUAAUACUGUGUGUGAGUUUUAUAUGGCAGCAUUGUAGUUUGAGAGAUGAAUUGUACUAGAUUGAUGCUAUGGUAGCUACAUAUUUUGUGUACUGACUACUAGGACUUUAAUAAAUACAAUAUUUUAACAUAUAUUCAUAUUUAAUCCUUUCAAAUAUAAGAAGACUAGUCAUUUGCAUUUUUUGUACAUUUUUAGCUGAAAAUUAAGAAUGUUAAAGGUGUCACUCACUGGAGAAACCCCAGGAUAUCAAACAGCUGGAAGCAUCAGUCUAAAUACUUCAUGUUGGGCACUUUUCCUUCCUCCUCUUUGUUGUGCUGUUGUCCCCACUUUCAAAUGUUCAAAAGGUACAGACGACUUCACUCCUCCAUGGCUUAGUGAGUGCUGCCAAUCUAACAGGAAGCCCAAAACACCUGCAUAUAUAUCAAGCUCAGAGAACAAAGAGAGGAUAUCAGACCUUGUGUAACCAUAAAAGCACUCACCUUGACCAUUUUUGUGGUAGUAAUAGGCUAAUUUUGGUUUGGGGUGUGGUUUGACUUCUGGUACACUGUAUACUUUAUUGCCUAUCUUGGCCUUUCCUGGCAACUUUCAGUUUGUUCCAGGAAGGUAUUUAGAUUGGUAUAGAUGUUUGAAGUUUAGCAAAAGUGGCUUGACAACACUGGUGUCUGUACAUAAAUGAACCUUGCAUUUGAGGGGUGGACCCAUUACUAUGGUAACAUUGCAGCUACGAUUCUUGGAGUUAAGUAAGCCAUGGAGGAGAAUGAAGUUAUCUGUUCCUGUAGCACAGUAGAACCUAGAAAUAAUGCUUACAGAGUCUUUGUAGGUUCUGGUGUUAGCUCUCAAGCCACUAUACGAGGAGUCACAGCCAUUGAGAUUUGUACACAGAAAAAAUAACUGUCAGAGCAAGAGGAAUGAAUUCAGGAGACAGAGUUCGAAGUGACAAGAUGUGCAUACCGUUAUAUGCAGAUGAUAUAGUAGUUUCUCUUUCUCUAAUUCUUCCAGAGACUUCUGGCACCUAGCCAGAAACAUCUCCAAUUUCAUUUCUUCAUCUUUCCCUCCUCUCCUUAAUCCUGAUGGCAGCACUGCCGUCACAUCUAUCGCUAAGGCUGAACUCUCCUCUCAAACUUUCGCUUAGAACUCAACUUUGGACGAUUCUGGGCAUAUUCCUCCAACCCAUUCCCCCUCUGCCUUCUUUAUGCCUGUUAUUAAGAUUCUUAAAAAUGAUGUUUUCUAUGGCCUCUCUGGCCUCAACCCUCAGAAGGUUUAUGAGUCUGAUGGAGUGCCUCCUAUUGUCAUUAAAAACUGUGCUUCCUUGCUGACACCCUGCCUGGUCAAACUCUUUCAUCUCUGCCUGUCAACAUCUACCUCUCCUUCCUGCUGGAAGUAUGCCUACAUACAUGUGUUUGGAGGCUUACUUCAGUAUAGUGACACUAUUGUUAAUAAAAAUGUACCUGAUCA